CAAUUUAUUGUUGAUGUAAAGUGAACUUUAGCUCUGAAUGACACUCUCUCUAUGCUAAUAUAUAACUCUAUGAUCAAGUCAAGAAAGAUAAGAUAUAUGACAGUUAUGACAUGACAUGUUAUGUUUGUCAUGUUGACAUGAAUGAAGAAUACAUAAGGAAGAAUUAAAAUCUACAGUUGUCCUUUAUAAACAUGACGACCGAACAAAAAUUUAAUGCUGCUGUGAAUGUCAUUCGAAGUUUACCAAAAAAUGGUUCCUACCAACCCAGUAAUGAAUUGAUGCUUAGAUUUUACGCAUAUUUUAAACAAGCUACAAACGGAACAUGCACAGGAUCACGCCCCGCUUUUUGGGAUCUUGUAGGAAGAGCAAAGUAUGACGCUUGGAAGAGCCUUGGAGAUAUGCCCAAACAAGAGGCAAUGACAAAAUAUGUCGAUGAAUUACAUUCGAUAGUAGAAACUAUGAGCUAUUCAGAUAAGGUAGCUAAUUUCCUAGAAGCUCCUACCAAUGAAUUAGAUGCAAUAAACUUCGACGACUUGGAGUUAAUUGCUGGAGAUGUUAUCGAAAGAGUUAGAUCACAACCUAAUUCACCUUUAGCAUCAAGAGAAGGUUCUCCAAUUAGGUUUGGUUCUAAAAGUCCCAGUGUAGGAUCAACUCCGUCUGUUGCUCCCAGUACUCCAGAUGACUCAGAUCACAGUGAUGAUGAAUAUAUUGACACGAUAGAGGUAUUUAAUCCAGAUCCCCCAAGAAUGAACAUAUCUCACGAUGGUAUUCCAAACGGAUACAUACAAACACCACAAAAUCAACAUAUUUCAAGAUCAAAAAUUAAAUCCACUACAAACGUAGACGUGUCACAGGAAAUAUCUUUGGCUGUACAGAGCCUGCGAGCGGAUAUCGAAAAUAUAUCGAAGAAAGUUAAUUCAUUGGAAAAUGCAAAUAGGUUGGUAGCGAAACGACAAAAGAGAUUAUUUCCAGGAGUCCCUAACAAUUUCUUAGCUUUUGUCAUAGCAUGGCCUUUUAUAGCCACAUUUAUCAUGAAUCGAUAUUGGUAUCGAAGGAAUCUUUAGGAAAAUUUGAACAAGUGUGAAGUUUAGAUACCUGAUACUGUAGGACAAAACUAGUCUUUUAAUAUAAAAUUGUUUUUUCAAAGUAGAUGGUCGAAGAUAGCGAUUUAUAAGAACUUAACAUUGACAAAAGGCCUGCUACUAAUAGACAAAAAAUAAAUAAUCAUCCAAGGAAACAAAAUAUACAUUUAAUUUUAUAGCUAACUAUAAUAUAACGUGAUUAAUGUUGCAAAACACUUUUUCUUUUCGUAUAUUAGUGAAAAAUAAUCGUAUAAAUAAAAGUAAUUGUGCCUUUAUUGUAACUAUUAUUUAUAGAUAGAUAUAUAUCAUGCUGAGAAGAAUAUCUAGAGAUAUUCUUUUCAGCGUGAUGUUCACGACGCUUCAGAUUCAAUUUAAAAGAUAUUUUGCCUCGGUAUUUUUAUCUUUCUUGAAAAAUACUUUUCAUGUUUAAUAGACCAUACAAGCACAUACAAGAGAAAUUUUAGUGGUGCGAUGAAGUAUUUUAUUUCUGGAGGACUUUUUAUCAAGAAUAUCUGCUUCUAUGGAACAAAAUCCUGCUCAAAAGACCAAAUAUGAUGCUCGCCUCUUAUGCUAGAUAUCACACAGUGAGAUGUUCAGAGUCAAGAAGAUUUUUCCAUCGAGUUGUUGACUGCUGUUUCACGUUUCUUUUGCAUCUGGUAUCUAGUACUACUUGUAAAUAAUCAAUUAUUUUUAUGACUAGAUAUGACUGCUUUUAUUUUUAUCAUGAUAUCAAAAUUGAUACGUAAAUUUUUAAUUACCACAGUUUGAAAUUUUGUUCUUUUUAAAGGAAGAUUUUUAUAUUAGUGUAAAAAUAUAGUGGCGCAUGUCACCUCACAAGGCACAUCGCCGAAGAAACAAAUCGAUACAUUUCAAUAGCAGUUAACAUAGGAGAGGAUCGCACCUCGCCAGGCAUCUCGCUAUUUGUUUUUAAUAUGCGAUGAUGCCUGGCGAGGUGCGUUGCUUCACUAUAUUUCUACACUUAGAAACGAAUAAACGGCACAUGCUAUUACGUUUUUCUGUAAACACUUUCAUUUUGAGCGGUCGAAUAAAUAGAAAUAGUGUAAUGAGUGAUAGCAAACAAAUGUUAGAAUCAAAAACAGAUGAAAGAAAAAGGCUACCAGAACAAUAACUAUUUUAAGCUACUGAGCCAUUUUGAAAACACUGAAAAUAAUUCAGUAUCACUCAAACAUUUUAUCACUCAAUCCCAAUCGCCAUUGUUCUCUAUCAUAACACAUGUCUUCGUUCAAGCUUCUUUCUCUAAUUUCCCUAUGAAUUCCCUUUAUCCCGCUUUUCCUAGGUCUUCCUCUUUUCCGCCGUCCGUUUGGUGCCCACCGCAGUACUUGCUUGGGGUCUUUCGUCUUCCAUAUGUUGUACACGUGGCCAAACCAUCUUAGUUGCCUUGUUUUUAUAUCGUCAAUUAUAGUGUGCUUUACAUCCAUUAUUUCUAAUAUUCUUGUAUUUCUAAUUUAUCUCUUCUUGAUAUACCAGUGGCUCGUCUCCAGAAGUCCAUUUCAGUUGUUCUGAUCAAAUUUUCGGAUUUUUCUUUAACUUUGCUGCUAUAUGUUAUAAUGCUCUUAAAAAUGCCGUUACAUGUUAUGCUUAUUUUCUUUGGAAAUACUUUGAUGCCAUAGGAUUGUGUUCAAUAAUGCGAUAGCUUUCCUUUUUUGUGUGCACCUUUCUUGGAUAUUCUUGUCCAAUGUUCCAUCUUGUGUAAUUUUAAGCCCCAAGUAUUUACAUUCCUGACAGUGAUUAAUAGUUAUUUCAUUUUCCAACGCUAGAUUCUGCUGUAUACCUCCGAAGCACAUAUAUUCCGUUUUUUGGUGUUCACUUCUAAACCCCAGCUCCGGUACUCUUCUAUGAUUUUGCGGGUCAUAUUCAUUAUCGUGAUAAUCCUGGGGCAUGAGAAUCUGAUCAUCCGCAAAACAUAGAGUGUAUAGCAUGUUAUCAUUUAGCGGUUUACCCAUAUUUUUAUAUUUCCUUUUCCAGGAUUUAAAAACUUGCUCCAAAUAUAUUUUAAAUAGCGUGGGUGAUAGACAUCAGCCCUGUUUUAGACCCUUAUUCACUUCCAAUCCUGACGAGAUUUCCUUGCCGAGCUUAACUUUUGAUACACUCGGGUGCAAAAUUAACCGGACACUUUAAAAAUGGGUAAUUUUUGAUGUCUCGCAAUUCAUAAACCUGUUGUCCGAUUUAAGUGAUUUUUUAAUAUGUUAUAGCCUUAUUCUUUGACAAUACCGUUUUAAUAAUAUUGUUGCUAAACAGGUAAAUUUUCAUUGUAUACGAGGUGUACCAAUGAAAUUGUGUUUUUUUCUUAAACUUCGCAUCACCCUGUGGAAUAUUCUAGCAUUUACAAAAUACUGAAAUUGAAAUCUAACUACAGCCUCAUGUUUUCCAAAAAUUUUGCUUUUUGGUUCAUUCGCGUACAUUGGACCAUAAAAAAGUUAGGUACUUUAACAACUAGCCAUGUUUUUCAUCAAUAUAGGGUCUUUUUAAAUAAGUAUGGCAACCUUUAAAGGGUAAUUCUGCAUGAAAAAAUAAUUACAGUUUGCUUUAUAAACGGUAUGUCCGCAAAUGCUUCGUUUCUGAGAUAGGGGGUGUUGAAAUUUUUCUUACAAACUGAUGAUUUAUUUAGUGCUUUAAAACCGGUUGAGAUAUGCAAAUGAAAUUUGGUGGGUUUUAAGACGUAAAUAUUGCACAUUUUUUGACAAACAACUAAGAAUUUAAUAUUCACCAUUGGCGCGCAUACGGGUGAUAUGACAGCUCAUAUUACCCGUAUGCGCGCCAAUGGUGAAUAUUAAAUUCUAACUUGUAUGUCAAAAGUUGUAUAAUAACUACGUCUUAAAACCCACCAAAUUUCAUUUGCAUAUCUCAACCGGUUUUAAAGCAAUAAAUAAAUCGUCAGUUUAUAACAAAAAUUUCAACACCCUCUAUCUUAGAAAUUAAGCAUUUGCGGACAUAGGUUUAUAAAGCAAACUGUCAUUAUUUUUUCAUGUAGAAUAACUCCAUAAAGUUUGCCAUGCUUAUUUAAAAACACACUGUUUUGAUAAAAAACAUGGCUAACUGUUAAAGUACCUAACUUUUUAACGGUCCAACAUAAGCGAAUGACUCAAAAAACAGAAUGUUGAGAAAACAUGAGGCUAUAUUUGGGUUUAAAUUUGAGUAUUUUGUAAAUGUUAGAAUACUCCACAAGGCGAUGCGAAGUUUUAGAAAAAAACACAGCUUCAUUGGUACACCCGGUAUACAAUGAAAAUUUACCUGUUUACAGUUGAGUCCGCGAGUCUUUACCCGUGCGUCAUCACUUAAAGCAUACGAAAUAAGUCGGAAAUCUAUUUCACGCAACAACAACUGACAGAAAGUGGCUACUGUUCCGAUUACGGGUUUUAUUAUAAAAUUUGACGUUAUCAAAUAUAUAGAAUGUCAAAUGUAAGUUUUGCUUCAAAAUUUUUGCGCAGAAUUACAGCUACAUUUGAAGUAGCUUAAUAAAUUCUUUUAUUAUUAUUGAUUAAUAAAUAAAUAAACAAUUUAUAAAAAAAUCCAAUAACAUAUUUUAUUUUUGUUAUUUUAUUCACUGUGACGGAAAUCUAAACACAGUCAUUUCUUUACUGUGUGAAUGACGUUAGCUUUGUAUGUUUUAAAUAUUAAUUGCCUAAAUAUAAUUAUUUACCUUAAAAUUUCAAAGCCCAAUAUAAAAUUAGUUGUGAAAACAACUGUUUGUGUAAUGUAAAGAAACUUCAAAACGCAAAAAUUCGACAAAAACCGCAAAAAGUUCAACUGACUGACAGCCACAAAAUUAAACAAAUCAGAAACGUCAAACAAAUUGUGCUUAAAAUAUGAAAACAUACCGAAUCGUCUUUUUUUGUACCUAUCUCUUUUCAAUGCACUGAGUCUAGAUGGUUCAUAAAAAUAACAUGUGUUGUUACUUAAUAACAAACGGCAGCUGGUUUGUCAUGAGUUUCAUGCAUGGAAGAGAAUGAUGCUAGAUAAAAAGUAUGUGUUUUAUCUCGCCAGGUAUUAAUGACGCACGGGUAAAGACUCGCGGACUCAACUGUAGCAACAAUAUUAUUGGAACGAUAUUGUUGAAGAAUAAGGCUAUAACAUAUUAAAAAAUCACUCAAAUCGGACAACAGGUUUAGGAAUUGCGAGACAUCAAAAAUUACCCAUUUUUAAGGUGUCCGGUUAAUUUUGCAUCCGAGUGUAUAUUGCGGUAGUAUAGAUUUUUACAGCUUUAAUGAGCUUCAGAUUGAUGUUAGUUUUUUCGAGGGCUUCCCAAAGUUUACUUUAUGGCACAGUGUCGGAUGCUUUUUUUUUAAGUAUAUGUACACUAAAUGAAAUUCUUAAUUGUAGGCUAUUUGUUUGUCUAUUAACUGUGUUACACAAUAUAGGUGGUCAGUGGUGGAUCUGCCAGCACGGAAGCCGGCUUGCUCUUCGGCCUCUAAAUCUUUUUAUUCUUCUUCUACUUUUUACAUAAUUAUAGUAAUGGUAUUCUUCUGUAAUAUUAUUGGUUUGUUGCAUCAUCACGCCACACCUUGUAGUCGAUGGAAAUAAAUAUUAUGUAAGUGUUUCAGACAUACAGAAAAAAAUGGUCAUCACACCGAAUAUGGUCUAUCGAUUAUCUCCGAUAGUUUUAUUUAAAAAAUAAGCUCUGUAGAAGCGGUUUUAAAAAUACAAUGUUCCAAUUAAAGGAACCAUCUCCGUUUUGUUAGGUUUUAUAUCAUUUUGUUUCCAAAUGUAACAAAAUAAGAUAGUUUCUUUCAUUAAAGCAUUGUACUGUGAAAACGGCCUUCAGUAUGGAAUCUUAAACAUGAAGUAAGUAAUUUGUUGAUUAAUUUUGGUUUAUUUCUAACAAGAUACUUCAUAAUAACCGACGGACCACAUAAAAUAUUUACAGAAUCUUAUGUAUGAUUUUGCACAUAAGUAUAAAAACAUUCUGCAAAUUUUUCAAUAUAAAAUCAAGUAAUUAUUAUCAAACCCAGUAAAGCCCAUCUCUAAUUUAAGUAUUUAGUGGUAUAUCAAUAUUAUGGCAGUUAAUGUAUCACUACGUAGUAAGUAUUUUGUCAAUGUUUCUUAAAUGUUAUGGUUAUAGCUAAACCAUCUCAAAUGGACGUUAAAAAUUAUUCUGGUAUCUAAAUUCUUCAUAAUUAAACGGUAAUGUCUUAAAUAUAAUCAAGCUGGUUCAAUUUUAGGGGAUUUUUAAUUGUAGGUGGUCUCAGCCAAUAUCCAUAUUGAUAUGUAAAGGUUGUAAAGAUUAUUUUAUUUUCUAUUGUUGGUGAUAUUUAAGUAAACUUAUACAAUGUCAUAUUUUUAUUGUUAUGUAUAUAUGAAGUUUUAUAUUAUUUUGGUUUAAAAUAAACGAUUGGAAGUGCUUGAUAGUAUUUUGAUCCGACCAUGCACAAAAUAAUCUUUCGAGUAUAUUAAUUUUGAACUCAAAACAGUUGGAUAAUGUUUAUGUUGCCAACAUUAUCAUUACUUUUAUAAAAAAUCUACAACCAAAUUAUACAAACGAACAUAUGAUUUUUGUAUUGUUUAGGCAGAUUUUUAUUACUUCAAAGAAAACUAGUCAAAAAACGUAAUUUUUUUAUUAAAAGUUUUAAAAUGCUAUUAAUCAGUUUCAUCAUUUUAUUCUGGUGUUGUCAA
This is a messenger RNA of Diabrotica virgifera virgifera (western corn rootworm), 6713 nucleotides long. RefSeq names its product acyl-CoA-binding domain-containing protein 5. Gene Ontology annotation, molecular function: fatty-acyl-CoA binding. The transcript has 6 exons. Gene Ontology annotation, biological process: fatty acid metabolic process. Bases 192 to 1064 code for a protein of 290 amino acids. Lineage: Eukaryota; Metazoa; Arthropoda; Insecta; Coleoptera; Chrysomelidae. The record is from RefSeq and is a predicted model, not a curated record.